Messenger RNA from Phytophthora infestans T30-4, 903 nucleotides. RefSeq lists its product as uncharacterized. Lineage: Eukaryota; Oomycota; Peronosporomycetes; Peronosporales; Peronosporaceae. The record is from RefSeq and is a predicted model, not a curated record. The transcript is spliced from 3 exons. Bases 1 to 903 code for a protein of 300 amino acids.
AUGUUGGUUUUGUUUGGAGGUGAUACAUCGUUUAACCAAGCGGCAUGUGGUAAACGAUGUUACAAUGCUCUCAAGCGCGUGAUGUGGCAUAACGAUGGCCCAGCAGAAGAUGUUAGUUCUCUAACUGUACUGAUUGACUGGAUGACGGACGGAGACAAUUAUGAGCGCUAUCGAGGUGGUGACGCUCAAUCCGGAGAGAAUAAAACUGCUCUGGCGCAGAAAAUUUCGCGCUUAAUUUCUCAAAAGGGAAUCAAGACUGUUCGAACUGCGAAAGAUAUAACGAACAAGAUUGCUAGUCUUGAAUCCAGCUAUCGGUCCGUGGUAGAUUUCUUGCAUGGCUCUGGCCAAGGGAUAACGGAUGAGACCUCAUUACGUGACAAAAUUCUGCAGAUAUGCCCAGAGUACUACGAACUUCACGACACGAUGAAUAGUCGCGUUGGUACACGAGCUCAGCUAUUGAAUACGGACCCGGGGUAUUGGAAAGAUGACACUGAGAGUGACGGGAACAGUUCCAGCAGCGAAACUGUGCCUCAAACAAAGAAGUAUCAAAAAGAUGAUUUACCAUCACAACCCGCUUUAUUACGUCUGAAGGAAGCGCAGCUGGUUCAUCAGAGAGACUUUCAGCAUGCAGAGCUUGGUGUACGCGAACAAGAACUUCAUCUUCGAGAAAAAGAGUUUUCGGCUAGAGAAAAACAACUGGAAAGUGAAAAACUACUGGCGAUCGCCCGGGUUGGUGAAGCAAAUGCACAAGCAAGCAAACUCAUGGAAGAAGCCGAGCAUUGGCGUCAGCAACGGCGCGUCACGCUCCUCCGAGAACGCAAGAAGCUACUGGACGAAGGCGUCUCAAAAGACGAAAUUGAUUUCCUGCUGCCUCUCGUCUCGGACCUCGAGCAUGUACGCUAG